Drosophila mojavensis is the source of this 2017-nucleotide messenger RNA. Its product is annotated as protein qua-1. NCBI's taxonomy places the organism in Eukaryota, Metazoa, Arthropoda, Insecta, Diptera, Drosophilidae. The transcript is spliced from 4 exons. The record is from RefSeq and is a predicted model, not a curated record. The coding region runs from base 102 to 1766 and encodes 554 amino acids.
ACGUCAACGCGUUUUACGUCACAUUUCACAAUAAUUUAGUAGAUCAAAUUUUGAAAAUUAGUUUUUUACACUAAAUUCCAAUUUAAAAUGUAUAUAAUAAAAUGGGUUUUGACUUAGAGCGCAUUUGUUGUCUACCACCAUCUAGCAGUUCGUCUAGUACAACCAAAAUUUUUUGCAACGAUAAUUACAACAAAUGCAGUCAAUGCUGUUGCUAUCCGUGCUGUAGACAAUCCCUAUUGAAUGAUCAUAGCUAUUCACUACUAAAACGGAUUUGCCAUAAGAUAAUCAAAAGUUAUAACCGACAGCAGUGCCGUGAAAAGUAUAGCGUAUUUAAUGGAGGUAACAGUAUCAAUGGUCGAUGCUCUGACAGUCAAAAAUACGAUUCUUAUUCUAAAAACCAGUAUGGCGAUGGUGAAGGGGGCUACGGCAGGGAUUCACAAACAGGAAAAGGAAGAGGAAGAGGAAGCUUUGAUUUGAAGGCACAAGGUAGGAAUCCAUCUAAUAAGAAAGGCGGCAAGGGUGAUGAAUUCGGAUCUCAAAAUGCAUCCAAGAACGGAGAUCCAAAAGGGGAAGGAAAAGUGAACUUGGCUGCAAUGUCAAGAGGGGAGAAAGAUUCAAAAGGUAAAAGAGGAGAUGCUGAUGACAGUGACCCUGCAAAAAAGUCGAAAAAGGAAGGCAAAGGUGGUGAUGGUAAAGGUGGUGGAAAAGACGCCGAUGACAGUGAUCCUUCAAAGAAAUCGAAAAAGGAUGGUAAAGGUGGUGGAAAAGAUGCCGAUGAAAAAGAUACUUCAAAUAAAUCAAAAAGGGCAAGCAAAGGAGCUGAUGGUAAAGGUGGCGGAAAAAAUGUCGACGACAGCGAUCCCUCAAAUAAAUCGAAGAAGGAUGGCAAAGGAACUGAUGGUAAGAGUGGUGGAAAAGAUGCCGAUGAUAGCGAUCCUUCGAAGAAAUCUAAGAAAGAUGGCAAAGGAGCUGAUGGUAAAGGCAGUGGAAAAGAUGCUGAUGGUAAAGGCGGUGGAAAAGAUGCUGAUGGUAAAGGCGGUGGAAAAGAUGCUAAUGGUAAAGGCGGUGGAAAAGAUGCUGAUGGUAAAGGCGGUGGAAAAGAUGCCGAUGGCAGCGAUCCUUCAAGGAAAUCUGCAAAGGAUGGCAAAGGAGGUGAUGGUAAAGGGGGUGAUGGUAAAGGUGGCGGAAAAGAUGCCGAUGACAGCGAUCCUUCAAAAACAUCAAAACAUCAACAAAAAGAAAGAAAAGACGAUAAACUUAACGAAUCUGGAAAAGGAGGCAAGAGUAAAGGAGAUACGAAAAGUUCAAUAACAGCAGAUGGUAUUACAAAUAAAGAGAAGAAAGGUAAAGAUAGUUCCAGGGAUAGUACAAUGAAGAAAGGAAAGGGAACGUCAGCAGACGAACAGGACAUUAGUUCAAAAUCUGAAAAAGGUAAAAAGGGAAAGGAUGAAACUGGGCGACCAUCUCAAGCUGAUAAGAGAGGGAGCAGAGAUGGAAAUGAACGUGGCCGUGGAUCAAGGAGAUCGGGGGAUAAAUCUAGGAAUGGCAGCAGAUUGAGACUCCGAAAAGGUAACAUGGGAUCGAAAUUCACGCACAAAGGCGGAAGAUUUGGCAAGCCAGACUAUUCUCAUAGACAAAGUCGCUAUGAUGAAAUUCGAGCCUGCGAUUUCCUUCGUGUACAUUUGGAAAAGCGUGACCUCUCAAGAUGUUUCACAUGCAAUCGGAAUGCUUGUUGCGAUUCGUGUUCACCAUGCAUGCCGUGCUAACCUGUUAUGUAUUGAGGAAUAUUGGAUAGGGAUUGGUGCCUAAGAGCCGAAAACGUGUUAUACGUACAUAGCUGAAAAAAAAACUUUAAUCAAUUCCCAAUAAUUUUGUUAGCUUGAAGGGUUUUUGGACUUUUUAUAAUUUUUUGAGGGUUAUCCAUAAGUGUUUUGACUCGGCACAAAUAUUCAACAUCAUAAAAUAAACUAAAGUAUCAACUAUUGGAUUGGUACUGACCCAUCCGUGUGUUUCCCUA